Molecule: messenger RNA, 5862 nt
Organism: Plasmodium falciparum 3D7
Lineage: Eukaryota; Apicomplexa; Aconoidasida; Haemosporida; Plasmodiidae
Gene: SURF14.1
Product: surface-associated interspersed protein 14.1 (SURFIN 14.1)
Source: RefSeq, a predicted model, not a curated record
AUGAAGGUUAAGAAAGAUAAUCCAAAUUAUAAAAAAAGGAUAAAUCCUUCCACGUAUUCUAUAUUUUUUUUUCUUUUUUUCAAAAGAUUAAAAAAUUAUGUUCUAGAGAGAUUAAAAGAUGUAAUCAAAUCUGAUAAUCAUAAAAAAGAAUGUAGCGAUUUAAACUAUGAGUUAGAUGACGUACAAGAACUGUUUAUUACAAGUGAUAUUCUAACUAUUCCUAAAUAUGCUAGACAAAAUUCAUGGAACACACAUAUUGAAAAAUAUUUAAAAGAUACGUUGCUUGAAGAAUCUCAAAAUAAAUGUAAAAGAAUUUAUCCCUUUUAUCAAAGGGUUCAAAGAAUCAGAAGAAAAAUGUUAGAAGAUUAUUGUUAUGAAAGGGAUAAAAAAAGAAUUGAAGCAAUGAAUUCUGGUGAUCAUACGCAAUCUUGUUGGGAUUUUAAUGAAUGGGUUAUUAAGAAACAAAACGAAAUUACUACUAAAUUUGAUUAUGAUAUACAUGGUCCUAAUAAAUUUAAGAGUCCAUAUCAUAUAGACAGUGGUUGUACGUUGAGAAAUCUUUCCACAUUAUUUAAAUUAAUAGAGUGUCAAAAAGAAAAGGAUCAAGAAAAGGAUUCAGAUCAACCUAAAAAUGAGGAUGACAAUGGUUCUACUGAAGAAGAUCCAGAUGUUGUUGAAGAUAGUGAUGAAGAUAAAAGAGAAGGGGGUGAUAAUGGUGAUACGGGAAAACCUAAUGAUCAUAGCGAUAGAAUUUAUACAAAAGCAAAUCUUAAAGUACAUGACUAUUCUGGUUUUCCCUCAUUGUUCAAUUUAAGAUUGGAUACAUUAACAUCUGAAAAUUCUCUAAUACUUCCUAGAUUGAGUCUUGAUAUAUUUAAAAAUUUUAUUUUGAAUUUGCUUACAAUGGGAGAUUCAAGUAUUACAUCUUCAGGAGAAAGCGUUAGAUAUCCUAUGGAAAUACGCAUUCCCCAUAAUAACAUUAGAGUCCUACCAGAUUCAGUUUUGCCUAAAAUUACUCCUAUUAAUAAUCCUCCUUCACAGAUAAUGCCAUAUUUUGUAUUUAUCCCUAUAGGUUUGGUAAUUGUACUAAUUUCCAUUAUACUGAAUAUAAUGCAAAAAAAAAAACAAAUGAUACCAGUGAAAGUAAAAGAAAAAAUUAAAGUGAGAAGUAAGGUUCCUUCUGCUGAGCAUAUAAGAAUAGAAGAAUUAGAAAAGUUACGUCAAGGCAUAAGAGAAACAAAAAUAGAAAAAUUAAAAAAAAAAAUUCAUGUUCCAACAAAAAUUGAUAUUAUAGAGGAGCCUUAUAAAAUUAAAUUGUUAGAAAGAAAGAAAUGGUUAUGGAAAACAAUUAUAGAAAUACAUAUGUUAAUUUUGGAAGAACAAAGAAAAGCAGAAUGGGAAUUUAAUAAAGGAGAUUUUUUAAAUAUAUGCAUUUACGAAUUUUCAAAUCAGGAAAAAAAACCAGAUACAAAUAUAAUAACAAGUGAUUUAUCAUUUGAUGAACCAGAAGUUAUAGAAAAUAUACAUAUGGUGAAUAAGCAAAGCGAUAUAUGGUAUAGAUGGGUUGAACGACAUGCACAUAUGUUAGAAAAAUGGAAAGAAGAAGCAUGGUUUUUAAGAUUAAAAGAGAGUUGGAGAGAUGAAGAAGAUGAAUAUAUGAAAAGAGCUUAUAAAGAAUUAUUAAUUAGUUUAAGAGGUGAUAAAUAUCAUAUGUCUCAAAGGCAAAAAAUUAUUUGGAGAAAAUGGAUUGCAAAACAUCCAUAUAGAGUCAGAGAAUUUGUUAUAGAUAAAUGGUUUAAUCAAUUAUUUGAAGAACUAGAAAAGGAAGGAAUCAUAUCUGAUGAGGCCAUAAGAAAUUUUUUAUCUCAAUAUGAAGAAGCAUAUGAUGAAGAAAAAAUCCAAGAAUUUAUAAAAUAUAAAAAGAAAGUGUUGGUGGUUAUAUUAUGGAUAAAAAUAUAUAUGUCAAUGUUGGAGGAAUAUGUAAAGGAAGAAGAUAUAGAAAGUGAAAAGUUAUUUAUUGAUACAUCUUUGGAAGAAUUAAAAAAGAAAAAAGAAAUAGAAGAAGAAGUGUUAGAAGAUUUGAAAAAAGAUAUAUAUGAAAGCGAUGAAAUGAAAGAAAUUGAAAAGUAUAAAGGAGAAGAUUGGUUUAAGCAAAUGCAACAAGAUUGGAUUAGGAGAGAUUAUAAAUUUGUUUCGUCAUAUAAUUUAGAAAGUGACGAUGAAGAACAGUUUCAUGAAUCUGUUAAAAAACCAACAGUGGAAAUACAGAAAGAUUUAUUAAAAGAACAAUGGAAAAAUAUAGAAGUGAAAUGGAUUAAUGAAGAUAAUUAUGAUGAAUAUGUGUUAGAAGAUGAAUUGUUAAAAAAAACGAAAUAUAUAAAACCUAAAGAUAAAAUGAAACAUAGAAUAAUUAAAGAGGAUGAUAUUUAUAGUGAACAAUUAAAAGUUUUUGAUGAAAUAGAAAAAAGGAGCAUUUAUUUGUCGAGUAAAAGGGUAUUGAAAUGGAAAACCAUCAUUGAAAUACAUUUGGAGGUAUUACAUGAUUGUAAAAAGGAAGAGUGGGAUAAUAAUAAAGGGGACUUUUUAAAUAUAUGUAUAGAAGAAUUGGUAAAGGGACAAAAUGAAGAUAAAAAAAAUAAGGAAAAUUAUAAUUAUAUAACAAAUGUAAGGGAUAAUUACGAUAUAGUGGAAUAUACCAAAUCAUUUUGUAAUACGUGGAAAGAUAGACACAAUUAUAUGUUAGAAAAAUGGAAUAAAGAAAAUUGGUUUGUUCAAUUGAAAAAUGAUUGGGUGGAGGAACAAAAUGAAUACAUGAGAAAGACAUACAAAGAAUUAUUAAUUAGUCUUAAGGGUGACAAAUAUAAUAUGUCGCAGAGACAAAAAAUAAUUUGGAAAAAAUGGAUUGCAAAACAUCCUUACAAAAUAAAUGAAGAAAUUAUAAAUAUAUGGUUAAAUCGGUUAUCGGAUGAGAUAGACAAAAAUGGUAUUAUUAGUGACGAAGCUAUAAAAAAAUUUUUAUCUUUAGAAAAAGAUAUAUCGGAUAAGGAUUUCCUUAAAUAUAGGAGGAAAAAAUUAGAAGUAAUUUUAUGGAUAAAAAUAUAUAUGUCUGUUUUGGAAGAACAGAAAAAUGAAGAAUUAGAAAAAAGUAAGGAGUCCUUUUUAAAUACAUGCAUAGAUGAGUUAAAAAAGGAAGAAUAUUCUGAAGAAAAUGAAAGAAUGAUAACAAUAGUUGAUGAAAUGAAAAAGGGAUUUCGUAUAUGUGAUAAGGUAGAAGAUUACAAAAAAAAAAAAUGGAAAAAUGAAGAAUGGUAUAAGGACUUAAAGAAAGAAUGGAUAAAAGAAGAAGAUAAAUAUAUAGAUGCCAUGGAUUUAAUGAAAAAGGAUGAAAUGUAUGAGGAUGAUUUGUUGAAUAAAUCCAUUGUAGAAUUAGAAAAAAGUGUGUCAUUAAAACAUUGGAAAGAUAUGUAUAUAAAAUGGAUUGAUGAAGAUAACGAGAGAGAUUGGUUACGUAUUGCAAUAGAUAAAAAAAAUUUAAAAACAGACGAAAUAAAUGAAGAUAUAAAUAGAAUGAUAGAAUUAAAUAUGUUGGAAGAUUAUUCAAAUGAUUUGUAUGAUAAAAAAAAAAUAAAAUGGAAAACUAUCAUCGAAAUACAUAUGGAAGUUUUGAAUGACUGCAAAAAUGAUGAAUGGGAAAUGAAUAAAGGAGACUUUUUAGAUAUAUGCUUAGAAGAAUUUGGAACUAUGGAAAACAAGGAAUAUUCCCAUAUUAUAAAUAACAUGUUGAUGGUAGGAGAACUAGAAUAUAAACAUUUGAAUAUGGAUGUAAUAGAAAGACAAAACGAUUUGUGGAACAAAUGGAUAGAAGGACACAGAUAUAUGUUAGAAAAAUGGAAAAAAGAAAAAUGGUUUAUUGUAUUGAAAGAGAAUUGGAAAAAUGAAGAGCAUAAAUAUAUGAGAAAGGCUUAUUUAGAAUUGUUGAUGAGUUUAAGAGAGGAUGUUAAAAAUCCGCUGUUACAAAGGCAAAAAAUUAUAUGGAGAAAAUGGAUUGCAAAAAAUUUAUAUCAUAUAGAAUCAAAUGUUAUAAAAAAAUGGUUUGAUACAUUAUUAGAAGAAAUUGAAAGAAAAGGAGUUAUUGAAUUAGAUGGAUGUAUAAAUUUAAUAGAGAUGGAAGAAAAUGAAGAAUAUUUGGAAUAUUUAAAAGAAUAUAGAAAGAAAAAAUUAAUAUGUAUCAUAUGGAUAAAAAUAUAUAUGAUGAUAAUUGAGGAACACAAAAAGGAGGAAUAUUUGGAAUGUAAGGAAAUAUUUUUGGAUACUUGUGUGGAUGAGUUGAGAGAGCAAGAAAUUUUGGAGGGUAACGAAUUAUAUAUGGAUGAUAUGAAAACAAGUAUCCUAUUAAAUGAUCAAAAAGAAGAAAUAGAAAAAUUAAAAAUGAAAAAAUGGUAUAAAGAUUUGAAGAAAGAAUGGAUAAUUGAAGAAAAUAGAUAUUUCAGAUCAAUAAUAAAUGAAGAAGAUGAUGAAGAAUAUAAAAAUAUGAUAAGCAAGCCAUUAAGAGAUGUUGAGAAAAAAAUAUCAAAAAAGCAUUGGGAAGAUAUUCAAUUAAAAUGGAUAGAUGAAGAUAAUGAAAGGGAUUGGUUAAAAAUUGCAAGGAAUGAAAAUGAUGAAGAUAAUUACGCUUAUGAGUAUGUAAGGAAUAGGAGGAAAAAAUACAUGGAUGUUUAUAGUGAAUAUUAUAAAAGGAAUAGAAAAAAAAGUGGAGAUAAAAUAAGUGGAAAUGAAAUAAGUGGAAAGAUAAAUAAAAUAAAUACAGAAAAGGAAAUAUUCAAUUAUGAUAUUAUUAAAGAGGAUAACAACAAUAAUGAUUAUAUGAAUAAUUAUAUGUAUUAUAAUGAUAUGGAAAAUACCUAUGAAGAAGGAAAUGACUAUAGAAGAAAGGAUGAAUAUUUUGAUAUUUGCUUUGAUUUAUUGAAAAAUGGAAAUAUGUAUUAUACAAAUUUAUGGAUAGAAAAUAAAACGACUGAUGAUUCAUAUGAAUAUUUAGAUAAGAUGUUAAAUAAAAUGUUGGAGAAACAUAAAUUUUUGUUAUAUAAUAUGAAAGAAAGAAAUAAGGAAUUAAUUUAUGAAUGGGAAACAGAGGAAUGGUUUAUUAAUUUGUGGAAUGAUUGGAAUGAAGAAAGAAAUAAUCAUAUGAAAGGUAUAAUGCCAUAUAAAUACAAUAUUACAAAAUUUGUUGAAGAAGAAAAAAAAAUAUGGAAGGAAUGGAUAUCAAAAAUUAUAAAUAAUAUUGGGGAAUGGGAGCAUGAAUACUGGUUUAAUGAUUUAUUAGAAAGAUAUGAAAUGCAUGCAAUUGAUUUUAGUGAUGAAAUAUAUAGUAUAGAAUUAGAAAAUUAUUUGAAAGAGAAAAUAUUAAAAAUAGCGUUGCUAAUGAAUAUAUUUAUGGCAAUAUUAGAUACAAGUUUUAAUGAAGAAAGUGAGCGGAACAAUGGAUAUUUUACAAAAUCAGAAAUGGAACAUAUGGAGUAUGAUAAGAUAUAUGAUUUGAAUGAUGAAGAGGAAAAAAAAAUUUCUAUUUGUGAAGCAGAUGAUGAAAAUAUAUAUGAAAAGGCGGAUACUGAAGAUGAGGAGGAAAAAAUGAAAAUAAGAAAAUGGUUUGAAAAAUGUAUAACCGAAACACAAAAUGGAGAGAUAAUAAAAAAUGAUAAAAUGAGAAAAGGAUCAUUUCCAAAAGAAUUAAAAGAAAAAGGAAUUAUGAGUGAAAACUUAGAAGGUGAAAUUUCUGUAUAUAAUAAACAAAUGAUAAAACAGAAAAUGAAUAUAUUAAAAGAAAGUUAUAGUAGAAAUGAGGAUAAUAAAUCUACGUUAUGA